Nematostella vectensis (starlet sea anemone) is the source of this 10952-nucleotide messenger RNA. RefSeq lists its product as uncharacterized. The transcript is spliced from 2 exons. Lineage: Eukaryota; Metazoa; Cnidaria; Anthozoa; Actiniaria; Edwardsiidae. The coding region runs from base 2564 to 3634 and encodes 356 amino acids. The record is from RefSeq and is a predicted model, not a curated record.
UUGCAUCAACCUGCAUAGGGAUCAUCUCCAUAACAUCAUCUGCUUCACAGGUACAGUCUGGUCUAUAAAUUACUCCAGAAACGUAGUUUUGAUAAUGAAUUCUUAAUUUUUGUUCAAAUGGCCAGUGUUCUAUUGUACUCCAUAGAUUGUGACCACUGCCUGUUUCCAGCCUCACAAAUCAUUUUUUCCAAUGCUCAAAAUUAUUUCCUUGCUGACUUGUUUGUAAACAAUUUCUAUUUCCUAUUCUUGUUAAAUAGUGGUUUAAGUGUUACGCACUGCUACAGGAUUAAACGAUUAAAAAUGUUAUGUCAAGAAUAACAAGCCUCACUCUUCCAAUUACCCUGCGCUUUCAUAAAUUUAGAAUAAUUGCAAUAUAAUUGCAAUUUAUUAUUUAUGGUGAAACGCUAUAUUAUAAUAGUAAUGACAAUGAUAAUAACAAUAAUAAUUCACACAACUUCUGUGAGAAAAUGUAUCUCAAUAACAUAAAGUAUCAUAGAAAAAUGCCCUUUUGCUUGGUCUCACCUUGAUCAUGUCUACUCAAAUCAGUGUUCUUUUGGGGCCACAUCCACUUGCUUUUCAUUCUUUUGUCCUUGGAGUAUCAUGCUAGUCAUGGCAAUUGUGGAUACCAACUUGGUUUUGGUUAAGCCCAACUGUUGCUUUAGUUGUUUGCUGCAGUGGCACUUGCUUGUCCUUGUUAUCGGAGAUUGUGAUUUUUGCUUCAUCUGGUACUGAAUGCAACUGAAGUAUAAAGUUGAAGUCUUCUUCCGAGUCCCAGCUUUGUUUCUGUUUGCUAAGAUCUGUAAAGGUUGACUAUUGUAAACUUUUUUUUCUGAGUGGUAAAGAAAUGAACAAAAGUCAAGUCAAACCUAAACCAAGUUGCUGUACCUGUGCUAAUGAUGUGUCAUUAACAAACAGUUUUCGUUAGCAAUGAAUAUAAGCAGUUUUGAUAAGUCCUAGUUUAGAUAAGUCCUGGCACCAUUAUGUAAAGGAACUGAGUGUAAUUUUUUUUAGUGAAGUCUUACAGUACACGGGCCUUUUUCUUACAUGCAGUAUCAAGGUUACCAUCCUAUGUCAUCUCAAUGCCAACUGUGUGUUGGACGCCACCUUGGAUUUUGUGAUUCCACCUCUCAGAUCCAUGUUAUUUGUCAAAUGGAAAGGCCAGUUUCGCAAUUUCAUUGCUGCAUGUUUAGCCAUUGUGUGUAGGUUACAUGAUUUUCACUUGAAAUGUUUCUCUUCUAAUCAUGUUUGCACUUUUAUCUUUGCUGUUCUUCUUUAUAAGUGUUGGAAAUAGAUAUCUAUAAAAAAGUAAUGUAAUACUUUUUUUCACAUUUGUACUCUCUUAUGUCUAGUGUUUAUGAAUUCAACAUUUUUUACCCUGAUGCACAUUCAAGGGGGGGGGACCAAACAACUAGACAACCAAGGUUUAUUGACUUGGGAAAAAGGCCAUAAUACUAAUACAUAUUAAAUAAAACUCAACAUUACAAUCGUAAACCAUGAUUCUGUUCAUGAUUUUCAUCCAUACAUGAAACUGUUUUGUAUAAUAAAACAAAAAAUAGUUACACAGAAAAUUAUUUUAAUUUUGGGGUCUGAGUAUUGUUACAGACGUUACAUGUGAUUACCCACAAAACAAGGUUUUAUUAUUACUACAACACUCACUCACUCACUAUCCAUUUACGUCAGUGUCCACCUAUUGGCAGGUGUGACGUCGCAUGGAGGUUCACAUCGGGGUCGCGCAGGUUCUUUACAGCAUCUCUCCAUGCUUUACGGUUGGAUGCCACGCUUGCCUUCAGGCCAGCCAUUUUUAGAUCGCUAAGCGUGGCAUCCGCCCAAGUCUUUCUGGGUCUGCCUCUCUUCCUUCACCCCCUCCCCCCCCCCCCCCCCCCCCCCCCCCCCCCGCACGAAGUCUCUGAUGGAGGACACAGGAUUUGGUGCCUGUGCCCUCUCCACAUGCCCGAACCACCGAAGGCGAGCUUUCCGGAGAGCCAAUUCCAAGCUUUCGAUCCCGAGCCUGUCCCGAAUGGUGCUCAAACUUGUGUCAUCUUCGGGUUUCAGUGCGUACAUCCAUCUAAGCAUUGCACGUUCGCUUCUCUGCAGCCUUGCUAGGUCACUGCUCUUAGGAGCCCAACAUUCCCCAGCAUAGAGCAUGGCACUCCUGACGCAGCUGCUGUAAACCUUCCCUCUUGUGCAGAGUGAUAGGCUUCUGCUUGAUAGAACUGGAAGGAGCUCUUUGAAUUUUCCCCAGGCAGAUCUUGUUCUGGUAAUUAUAGCUGCCAAGCAGAAUUUAGAUCCUUUUUGAGUGUGUUAUGGUUCUGGUAACUCAACCUUUUAAUAGAGCUUCUAGCUUUGUGAGUACCAUUCAAGAUGGCGGGUUCUAGCACAUGUGUUUAUGCUAAUAGGCUUACUCGUCGGAUCUAAAAAUAGAUUGAUGGUGUUGCGCGCAAAGCAGUAUGGGAUCGAAGUGCGGACAAACAUUUCUAUUCUCAUCACGCAAGCUACUGUGAAGGCGGCCUUGAAACUGCAUCUCUGUGUCUCUGUUUUUAUCGAAAUCUAAGAUAUAAAGAUAAUGUACAACGCUGAGAAUACUAGAAGUAAAGGUGCAACAAAACACUGUGCGUGGGGUGUAUGCAAGUCAGAUUCCCGUUAUCCAGAAAAGUUACCAGAAGGAACUAACUUUAUUCGAUUUCCAAAGCCUGGAAAUGUCAAGGAUGGAAUGACAGAGUGGGAGAAAGGGCAACAAAUCCUCAAAACCAAGAAGGCAAAAAGGUGGCUUCAUGCAUGUGGGAGGAAAGAUUUUUCGAAAAUAUCAGAUAUAAAGAAGGACACAUACAUAUGCACCUUACAUUUUAUGGAAGGCAAAGGCCCAACGGAAGACCAUCCUUACCCGGUCCUUGCAACGCUGACUGAGAAGGAACAAAAUCAACGGGCAACACGGGAAAAGACGAGAUCAAGGUCCAGGAAGCGCAGGAAAAAUCCAAUCGAAGAAACUGGUGCCUCGAAAAAACACCAGCAAGAGUCUUCGUGUUUUCCAGUACCUGGUGAUACUGAAGAGCAAUCGGAAGAUACCAGCGUUUUAUUUGAAUCGGGACUCCCUGGGCCUAGCAGAGCCUCUCUUGAAUCUCAAGACCAGGGGCGUACAGACAAAGAAACCCAGACUGUGUACUGUAAGUACACACUAGGAGCAAAAGUAGAGACCAUGAUCUACAGAAAUCGACUUAUUCAAGAAGGCAUAGGUUUAUUCCCUUCAGAGCAGAAAGAGGUCAAUUUAAUGUCUUCUGAAAUCAUAAUAGCAGAUGACAAAAAGUGCAAAUAUUUUACAGGGCUUCACACUGAACAAUUUGAGGCUCUAUUUGAGUUCUUAGGACCAGCGAAAUAUGAACUGUCUUACUGGGAUGGUCCUGAAAAUAUUGAAAAAGGGAGCCUUGCAAGAGGAGAGCCACAGGGUAUAUCUGUAAAGGAACAGCUUUUUCUCACAUUAUUGAGACUGCGUAGAGGAUUCAACAUUGCAACAAUUGCUCAUAUGUACAGUAUAAGUAAUACUGUGGUGAGAAAAAUUUUUGUAACAUGGAUCCAGUUCAUGUUUUGCCACUUCAAAGAGUUUGAACAUUUAAUGUUUCCUAGGUCACUGCUAGCCUAGCAGACAAGCUCUGAGGACUUUUUUGCCAAAAGUUUUCCAAAAAUUUAAGAAUGUGAGAUGCUCUGUAGACUGUACGGAAUUCUUCUGCCAAACACCAAGCAAUUAUGCACAACAGGGAAACAUGUUUUCCUCAUAUAAGCAUCACAACACUAUGAAAUGUUUAAUUGCUGUGACCCCCAAUGGCUCUGCUUGCUUCGUGUCUGAUUUGUUUGAGGGGAGCAUUGAUGAUGUGUCCAUUUUUCGGGAAAGUGGAAUUCUGAAGCAUAUUAAUCCAGGUGAUGCAAUACUGGUUGAUAAAGGAUUUACUGUGCAAGAUUUAUUGUUCAACAAGCAAGCAACAAUACAUAUACCACCAUUUCUUGGCAAAAGGGAUUGCCUUACAAAAGAAGAAGAACUUGCAACAAAAAGGAUUGCCAAGGCCAGAAUCCAUGUGGAGAGAUUCAACGAAAGAACCAAGAAGUUUAGACUAAUAGGAAACAUAAUCCCAUUGAACCUUAGUUCCAUUGCAUCACAGCUUGUAUAUGUUUCAUGUUGUCUUGUUAAUUUUCAACCAUGUCUCUGUAAAUAAGCAAUUAGAGAACCUGGGAAAGUUUAUAUGGAUUUUUUUUUUUGGAAAAUAAGUAUUUGUUAUAAACCUAAAAAGGUUAUUAUAAUGAUACAUAUCAAAUAUAGAUCUAUAUAGAUAUAUACAUUCUCAUCAGCAACUCUAUAGAUGUGAAUAAAAUAGUAUAUAAUUAUCAAAAAACAAGCACAUAAAAGUUUUGGUGUAAACCUGCAAUCAGUAUUAGGCAUCAAAGUAUCAAAAAUAUAUAGAUAAUACAAGCAGUUUCAAUCUAAAAUAACUGGAAGUAGUCCACGUGGCACCUUCAUUAGAAAAUAUUCAGGUACCAAGACUUUUUCCCAGAACUCUGAAGUUGCUUUGAUGAUUUGCAUCUGGAUGCCACUUUCUGGAUAGAAUCUCUCAAUUGAUGGAGGUCCUUUUUGAGAGAAAAGAACAAAAUCACAAAAAUGACCUCCAGUUACCAGAAGCUGCAACUGAAUCUGGAAAUAAUACCCAUGGCUUCGCUUUAAAUGGAUUAAUCCAUCACUUUCAAGUUUGAAGCACUGACGCUGAAGGGUUUCCUUUGGAAUUGUGCAGUCUUUCCAACCAGAAAUUACUUCCUCAACUGUCCUUGUUUUCAAUAGUUUUAGACAUUUAAUUUCCAAAAUUCCUGCAGUACCAGACUCUUUAUCUACAACAAGUCCGUCUGGGCUUGCACCAAGAUGAGGAUACAUUUUGUUAAUCCAUAACCCAGUUUCUGUUACUGUGUUAUCCGUAGCUUUAACAUAUGCAUCUCGAGCUGCUGGUUCAGCAUCAAUCCCAUACUUCAUGUCUGCAGUACAGAUGUUUUGCUUAAACCACAAUCGUUCAUAUAGGAAUUUGAAGCAGCGUUGUUUUGCUUCCACCUUGAAUGCCAAGACUGCAUUCCACAAGGAAACAAGGUAAUGGCAUUUUGAGGCAGUUACUCUUGGCCAGUGCUCUGCAAACCAUGUUUCAGAUUUGCUCUGAUCCUCUGUACCAGGAACUUGGCAAGAUGAUUCAUGCUCCCCACAAAGCUUAUCACUUUGCUCCUGCAAAUUUUCUUUAAACUUUUGCACAAGUAAUCUCAAGAUACUGAAGUCAGCAUCUUCAAGAUCAAAAUCACUAUAUUUGAUGGCAAGAACUGUUUCCCACAUUGAGAUUUCUCCCACACCUGCACUAUAACUUUGCAAGUUGGUCACAAACGUAUUUUGUAGUACCUCGUCAACCUUACCAUGGUACUUUGCUGGCCUUGGGUCCCAAUUAUAAAGUUUUGUUUUCUUUGGUACUUCACUUGGCUUGUAUUCUGCUUCAUGUAAAGGUUUGGGGUUCUUCUGGCGCUUUUUUCCUCUAUUCCAUGAGCAAGGCUCAGAUGUCUUUGGAACUUGCACCAUAUGGCCAUGCUCCGAAGAGUAAUCAUUGAUGAAUAAUAAGAGAGCAGCAACAUGAGCACAUCUUCCCAAAGAUCUGGCAAUGCAAUUGCAGCUUGCAUGUUGAACAAACCCACUCCCUUUGCUAAUCUUGACUUGCACAGACAGAGGGUACUCUUUCCUCAUUGAGUGGUGGACAUGGGCUCUGGCAAAGUAAUCCUUUGAAUUUCCAUUCUCUUGAAUAUUCUCCACAAAACCGCUCUUUAAUAAAUUUCUGCCCUUUUUUAAUGGCUUGGCAGUCGCAGUGCCACUACUCUCUGUUCCUGAUCCUUCACUAUCACUCUUGUCCUCAUCAGCAAGGUCAAGGAAUUCAUUCUGAAGAGAUUCCACGAGAUAGUGAUACAGAUGCCCAUAGUUAUACAUGGCAGGAAUAUCCUGGGAAGGGAACAUCUUCCAGUCAGUGCAUAGAGCUUGACUUGAUUCAUCUUGCAAUGCUCCUUGAGUGUUCAAAUUCAGUUUCGAAGCUUUCAUUGCAUACCAUUUUCCACCAUCAACUUUCAGAUCCACUUUUUUCUGUAUCGAUAAACAACCUUCUACCCUCUGAAUCAGAUCUCUUUUCUUGCCAGUUCUUUUCUCUCCGUGACACUCAAGCCAUCGCUUCAAUUCAAUAACGCUACAGUCCACUGCUGGUUUUAAAAGUUUGGCACCAGGUACAUCCUCUUCGGUCAAAAUAAUUUGGUUGCCCAAACUUGACAUGACGGCCUAAAAAUAUUGAUGGCCUAAAAAGCAGCAGUCCAGGUUUGCGCAAACAAUCGCCGAUUACUGUAGGUAAUAUUAACCAACAGUUCUAUAAAUAUAUGUACAAUGUUCAGAACGAUGUUUUAACAGAAACAGUUCCCGAAUAAUAUAGCCGAAUCAAUAAUCAAAGCAGGAAAGAAACGACAGAAACACCUAUUAAUAACAUUCAUUUUUUGGCAGCCAAGGCGAUGUUUGUCCGCAUUCCGAUCCCGCGAUGCUUUGCAGGGGGAAUUGUGACGUAUGUGGCGUGAAGCCCUAUUAAUGGAUACUACAGGGAUACCAUGACAGAGUGGUACUUCAUAUUCUUUGUAGUAUCAACAUGAAGAACAAAGAUAUGGCAAAAGAAAGGGGAAAGUCCUUUAAUUAGAGAAAAAAUGAUGUUACGGACGUUACACUAAAGCGUUACAGCCCUUACACAAGAGCGUUACAGACGUUACAUGCCUUUAGUUGAAAAAGAAAAAUGCUAAAUAUUUUAUAUUUAUUGUCUCACUCACGUGCCAUGGCAUGACAGCCUUGCUUUACACAUGUUACAGAAACAAAACAAAAAAGUAGGGGAAACUGUGACUGAAUUUUUUUUUGUAUUAAAGAAAGGCAAAACAACAUCCUCACUUGAUCAGGCUUUUUCAUGUCAACUAAUGUUUCAUGAUCUGAAGGUUUCUCCAAAGGAUAUAUUGGUGCUAUUUGGAUAAUGGCCAGUUCUUUUUAUUUUGUGGACUAUUUCUUUUAAAACUACCUCAACUUGAUGGAUAUUAUGAAAAGAUUAAAACCCUGGCAAGCAUACUGAAGCACAUGGUUGAGUAAAGUGAAAGUGAUUUGUUGCAUGGCCAAAGGCUCCAAAGGUUGGUGGAACAUGUAAUCAAGAUAUCCAACCUGUUGAUAGUUUAACAGCUAGAUUUUCAUUUAUGGGCUAGUUUCACUGGUUCUUAAAAAGAACUAGCCGAAACUGGGUUCACCCUACUUGAAUGACUAUGACGAUGUUUACUGGGUGCAUAAGGAGUGUUCAAAAUGAAAAUGGAAGGUCGUACUUAACAAAGUCGCUCCUUAUAUAAGCUAGCAAACAGAAAUCCUUUGGUAGCUAGGCACUUGAUAUCUAGAAAGGCUUUCAGAUAUUUUUAGAGGUCUCACCUCAAAGUCAACCUUGGGCUGACUGCUGUAAUGUUUACAAUGCAAACGACGAUGAUGCUAACAAAUUGCAUGCAUACUGCCUUAGUGCGAAAGGUAAGCUUCACACAUGAUUUUUAUGAUUUGCAGCAUUCCAUCCAUUUUUGCAUGUGCUGUUGUACUGAGGGUACUCUCCUGUUGACAAGUACAAGUGGUGGUGUUAGAUAACCAACUUUCAAUUGCCUCUUGAAACCGACUAUUUUUUCUUAUUUUUUUUCCAGAUCUAUUUUACACCCUUUGAAUUUUGCAAUUAAAAUAAGCAGACAAUAGUAUCUUCUGCAUGUGCGUAGCAUUUUUAGUGUGACAAGCAAUGCCAUUACUAAAUGAAGGUACAGGCUACUUUCAAGCCCGUAUUGGGAACCACAGGACGUCAUGGCAUGAAGCCAUGAACACUGUUCUGGGGGUGAUGACUCAGUAGCUUCAGAUGACAUUGGAAUAACAUGCUAUGGUGCAACCUCUUUUUUCUCUCACUUACAAUACUAUGAAACUGUGCUUUCUAUUCUCUUUCACUGCGUUCAGCCGAAUAGAAAAUAUUUAUUGUCUAUAUUAUAAAAUAAGAGAGACAACGUGUAGGAGGAUAGCCAUCCAGCUGGUUAAGUUUAUUGAGUAGUUACAGUAUAAGCGAUUAAACAUUAUGAUACAAUUGGUGAAAAUAUACCAUCGAUUCUAGAGAGAGUUAUUAGUAGAGCUGGAAGGCGUCAAGUGAAUAACGCGACGCCAAACAAUGUAUAAUAAGGACAUACUAAGGUCAUGUGACCAAAAAGGGAACAAAAGAAACAACAACAAUCUCGUUAAUACCGAAAAUAAAUUCAUUACUUGAAAGGAGAACAAAAGUAAACAACUGUACAGAAACUAUACCUGGGUGGACAAGCUGUAAAUGUCUGGUGUUAAAAACAGCAACAAAUAAAACAAUGAUGUAGAGUAAACACGUACUACACAUAUGUACAUACAAGUAUACCAUACUAACACUUGUACAUACAUACAGAUACAUACAAAUACUAACAGAAAUACAUGUAUACUAUAUUAACAGAUGUAGAUACAUACAUAAUACAUGUAUACUAUACUAACAGGUAUACAAAAAUAUAGAUAUAUUUGUAAAAAUAAUUUCAAAUUUAAAUUUAAGAUUUAAAAAUUUUAAAAUAUGUAUAUAUCAUACUAACAGGUGUACAUACAUUUAGGUAUACCCACAGUAUACAUACACAAUUGUUAACAUGGCUACCAAUGGUACCAUGUGUUGGGUUUAGGGUCUAGCACCUUCAAGUGCACUAGGAAGAAAUGAAUCAUUUGUAAAUACAUUACUCCUACCACAUGCAUAACCAGAUUUAAUUGAGGAUAGAACCCUGCCAUAGACUUUAUUACUUGCUCAUUUAGCCAUCUUAUUUGUUGUUUUUCAUGUAAGCUUAGCGGUAUGAUUUACAUUAUACAAACUGGUCCCAUACUCCGCUCAGGUUUUGGUGAACACCGCAACUAUGUAAUCAACCAGCUUUAUUUCAAGCCAUUCUGUAAACACUUUAACCUCCCUGGCCAUUCUGUAGACCACUCAUCUAUUUGCAGUGUCCCAAUUUCUCGUGCUUACAGAAAGAGAAUAACUGUCCUUUUUCUUUGUCCAGAUCCCCUAAAACAUGCCCAGCUCUAAUUGCCUAUUGAUCUCUUUAAACUUGUUGUUGGCUCGCACUAGCAGGAUCUGCCGACUACCUAUUGCUUGUAUCCAACAUUACAAAUACAAACCCCCAUCCGGCUAUAGUCCCUUCAAUUAACGUCUAAAUACUCAAAAUGUCAGCCAAACUACUCUCUUUCCACAAAGGCGUAAGACAUAACUAUUUCAACUUUAUGUUGAUUUGUUUCCCUGAUGCCACCACGCCUAUCACAGACACCAUCUAGUUAUUCUACAGCUUCUCUAUUGUUUUUCUAGUGAUACCAGUUAACCAGAACACUGACACCACCAGAAUUAUAUGCCGAGGAUCAAACAUUCUUCAAUAAUUUUCAUCAUGAAAUCGUUUUUUUUUUUUUUCCACCAUAGCACAUUAAGUCAGUAGUGUUAAACUUAGCUUCCUUGUAUUCUCCAAGACUAGUCUUAUUAAUUUGUAGGUCAUUGUCUCAAUGAUAAGGUCAUCCCUAAGUAUUUUCGUAUUAUUGUUUUCAAUUUUACUUUCUCAUCCGCAGUGACUCUGGUAAAUAAUUACACAACAAAGAGUGAGCCUGCAUCAUCUUCUAGCCCUCCAUUAUGCAUACCAAGCAUCCAGAACGCAAACACCUUUUGUUGCUCUCGGCUUGCCUGUGUCCUUCCUACCAUUCUUGUUAUUUCUGUAUGUCUUAAGAUAUCUGAGCUUAAGGACAGGCUUUAGAAGUACUGCACAACAUUGUCUUCUAUCCAGCUUCCUGGUUCUACAGUUUCUACUUGCCCACCUCCCUAGUUCAUGUCACACUGUUAUUAUUCCCGAGGACUUACCUUGCAUUGAGUCUUAACAGUCGAUUGUCAGUCAAGAGCUCAAGUUUGUCUGGUUUCCCCAGAAAAGUGAUGAGUUUAAACUGCUAAAAAUAACACGGGUUCUUUCCACUGACGGGUUAAGCUUGAAGCUUUCUGUCACAUGAUCCUGCCGAUAAAUAUUACUUUGAAAUGCUUAGUCAACAAAAGUCUUACUGGAAACCUAAAAAGUAUCAAUCCUCAGUUGUCGAUUGCUUUUUUUUAGAAAAUGUCGCCAUGAUUUUCAAAAAUCCAUACCCAACACAUUACCAAAAAUCAGGGACAUUUUGUUCAGGCGGUAUUUUUUGACAGCGGUCUCAUUUAGGCGUUACUGCGCAUGCGUCGGAAUAUCAGCUCACCCAAAACAAAAUGGCGGAGGGAAGACAGAGAUCAAGAAGAAUUGAUUAUAAAGCACUGAAUAAUGUUUCAUCUGCCGAUUUUAAUUUCGAUUUUCAAAGAAAACGAAAGUAUAAAAGUGGAUCAAAGGUAUAUGAUGUGGAAAGGAUAAUAAGUCAGCGAAUUACCUCCAGAAACGGGGAUAAAGAGUACCUAGUGAAGUGGAAAAAUUGGCCGAUUUGGACUAGUACUUGGGAGCCAGCGAAUCAUUUAACAGCCCUUAAAUAUGUAUCUUACUAUGUCAUGAUCAAUACGGAUUUCGGUGCUAUGUACAGCUUUUACUGCCUUGGAUUUCAAGAUGCUUGUAAUCCCCUCCAAAAACAAAGCUGAUGCAUUUUCUAGUCUUUCAGGUGUUAUUACAGGGAAUAGGUAAGAUCUGAAAGUUCAAAAUACAUCAAAAGAUCAGAAGCUAUGACUUCCGGAAUUUUUUAUUAAUAAUAUUUUUUAAAAAAAAUCAUUAUUGAGGAGUUAUUUCAUAUGACUCAAUAGAAUAAUAUAUGUAUAUACAAAGAAAUUGUUAUAACAUCACCAAGGAAAUGUUGAAUAGUUUUAAAAUUAUUUACAUGACAA